UUGACUCAAUAUUAGUGUCCGUUGGGAUACCACUUGUUGCAGCGUCGAUUUAUUGUUCAUUCGAGUACAAAGCAAAAUAUUUGCAGGAGAUGGAAGAGUUUCACAAACGCUACUCUAGAACAUGUCGAGAACAUCACGUAUUUCCAUUGGAAGGUGUUCUAAAUCAUAUUCGAAGCUAUUCAGAUGACGAAUUGAUUAGCGAAGGUAAAUCAACUCCAGAGAGUGGGACGAAGUUAGAUCUUUCCUGUUGUAAUCUAACUCCAGAGGACUGUAAUGCACUUGUUAGUACUCUUACAGACGACCUAUUCUUUGAAGAGCUAAAUUUAUCCGACUGUUUGCUUAGUGAAGAAUCAAGCAAAAUCAUUCUUAGAGGCUUGAUGGACAACAAGGCCGUCAAACGGUUGAACUUGAAAGGGAAUAACAUUCGCUCAGGGGCUGCAGAAAUCUUGGGUCAGUUCCUUAAGAGAAACGGGUGUGUUCGCAGUCUACUUAUCGAGUGGAACUCGCUUGGCUUGUGGAAUAAUGGAAUGAGAGCUAUUUGCGAGGGACUGGCUCACAAUCAAGUGUUACUAUUUCUCGAUUUGAGGAAUAAUCAGAUUACCCAUGAAGGAGCAAGUCAAAUCGCGGUUGCAUUAAAGCGUAACCAGUGUUUAAGAGGUCUAGAUUUACGCUGGAAUAAUGUCGGCCUCCUUGGUGGAAGGGAAUUGCUGGAAGCUUUAAAGUUUAACAAAAGGCUUGUGGGGUUAGAACUCACAGGGAACAACAUUCCUCAAGAUAUUGUUCAGGCUUUGUCUGUUGCUAUCCAACAGAACAGUGACAGACAGGUAACUUUUGAAGAACAUCAGGCACAAACUGAGGCUUUAGCAAGAGAAUUAGAAAUGACACAAGAGCAAAAAAGGCAGGAGGUGUCAAGUUUGAAAGAAGAAAUUGACCAACAGAGAUCAAGUCAGGAACAGCUUAAUAGAAGUAUGCAAAUCAAGAUAGAUCACUUGAGAACAGCUUUGGAUGAAAGGAAAGCAGCAUUUGAUUCUCUAUCAUCUAAGUUGUCCACCACUGAAUCGGAAUUACUUUUGUCAAGAAAAAUGUUCUCUGAACAGAAGCUUGCAGUAAAAACACUAACUGAAGAACUGCAAGAGGAAAAGGAAAGCAAGGCUGCAACAGAGCUCCUCCACAGAGUGAAGAUGAAUGAGGUUCUAGAGAAAAACCAGGAGUUAGAAAACACAAUCAACAUUCUUGAAAGAAGAAACAAGAGCCAUGAGAAUAAGAUAUGUACUUUAGAGAAAGAUAUUGAAACCAUGGAAACCCAGUUUGCAGAUAAGGGAAAGGCUAGUGAUCAAAAAUUCCAGGAAGAGCUUCUAAAUACUGAAAGAAGGCUACAAAAAGAAGUGAGCAAUCUUCAAGAGAAAGCUCUGGAAUAUCGUGAAACUAUAAAAGAAAAGAUAAUGAAGUUGGAGGAAGAGAAGAAUGCAUUUGAAGAAGAAGUUAGCAGUUUAAAAUCUCAGUUGGUGUCAUUGAGGAUCUCCUCGGAUGAAGAACUCCGAAACACAAAGACAAGGUUAAAACAAGAUGAAAUUACUAGGUCCAGACAGUAUGAUGAGCACAUAUCUCAGAUCCAGCAAUCACAGAGUGAGCUUCAAAUCCAAAACACAAAACAGUUAACUCAGAUCACAGAUUUGCAGUCUCAGCUUAACUCUGCAAACAGAGACAAUGAUGUGUUUAGAAGGCAAAUAGAAACUUUGAAGCAGCAAGUGGAACAGAAAGAUGCAGAUUAUAGAACUGAGGUAAAUCGGUCAAGAAUUGAACUUGACUCAGAAAGGAAAACUCAGUCUGAGCUGCGAGAUAAAAUUUCUGACUUGGAAAGUAGAAUGAUGGAAAUGACCAGAAGACACCGGGAUGCAAUAGGCAUAAUGGAAAGUGAAUUGGAACACCUAAAGGAACAGCUCAGAUGCAAAGACAAUGAAAUCAAAAGAAUUCAUGAUGAAGAAAUGAAGAGAGCUGAACUUCUAGAGAAAGCCAUAUAUAGCUAUGUAUCCAGCACUAAAAAUUCUUCACUCUCUCCUCACUGAUCUUAGUGGAGUCACUCUUAGAUUGGCAAUGUACUUAUUAUGAUUAAGGCACUGGCAUCAUUCUGCUAUUUCUCAAACAAAGGUUUCCAUUGAUAACUCAACAACUGGUUCACUCAUUUCAAUGUGAAAUGAUCUGAAUAUAACCUCAGUUUAACCUUAACAUAUUAUCUUGCUUGAAAUUGCAGUCACUGUGUGGUAUUCCAUGCAUCAUAAAGUUGCUAAACUUUUGGGCCAUUUUCACUGCACCUUUGUACUUAAAUAAUUUUACUUGAUACAAACAAAAUGUUUUGGUUAAAAUAUGAAGUUUUUAGCAUAAAUAAAUAAAUAAACAUAAAUAAAUAAACAUAAAUAAAUAAACAGAAGUUUUUAGCGCAAAUAAAUGGUGUUCUUAAAAGCUGAAUGGAAAAUUGUAGUUGCAAUCUGGAAAAAUUGUACAAUGAUGAAGAAAUGAAAUUUCCAUUAGGAUGAGGAAUUCCCAUUAGGAUGAGGAAAGUCAGCCAUUGCAAAGUUAUGUCCAAGUAUCAAGUA
Molecule: messenger RNA, 2594 nt
Organism: Stylophora pistillata
Lineage: Eukaryota; Metazoa; Cnidaria; Anthozoa; Scleractinia; Pocilloporidae
Product: leucine-rich repeat-containing protein 45
Cellular component (GO): centrosome; plasma membrane
Molecular function (GO): protein binding
Source: RefSeq, a predicted model, not a curated record